Molecule: messenger RNA, 8538 nt
Organism: Dicentrarchus labrax (European seabass)
Lineage: Eukaryota; Metazoa; Chordata; Actinopteri; Moronidae
Gene: megf10
Product: multiple EGF-like-domains 10
Exons: 25
Coding region: 721-4104 (1127 amino acids)
Molecular function (GO): scavenger receptor activity; protein binding
Source: RefSeq, a predicted model, not a curated record
AAGUUAGAUUCAAGAUUCGAUCAAAAUCCAUUUUCUUUGUUAAAAUCAAAAUAAUGGAAUAUUUCCAGCUGCUGAAUGUACAACAAAAGUAAGGUUGUAACUUAUUAUUUAUUGAGGGUAUAACUGUAAUAAAUUAGUAAUUAGACACAUUACUAAUUACUGGGAAGGAAUAUUAUAUAUAAAUAUAUUAUAUGCGACAUGUUAUCCAUGUUACCAGGCUAGAUGGUAACCCUCAGUAUUGGAAACAUGUCCCUCAUUGUCCCUUGCAGACAGACAUACUCUUUGUCCCACGUUUGGUUUGUUGGGAUCGGGUCACCCUCAGAAUACAGCCUCAUUAGCAACAUCUGCUUUUGCCUAGUCAUACUACAAAGUGCUGAUAUGAAAUCGAACUAAUGAGCGAUCACGUUCACAGCGGAGCGUGCAGGACGGCAACGGCCUGUGAUUGGUGGAGAGGCUGCUGAUGUCACUGGAGCAGUCCGGCCAGUGUUUUGAGAAUGGGAAAAGUUAGUCAGUGUGUGAAGAGCCGCUGCCUCAGACUGCUCCGAUCCGACCGAACACUGGCAUACACAGCGCGCCCACUGACUGCACUUUCAUGUGCUGUAGGCUUGUAGGAGGACAGUUGUUUAUCACUGGAUAUAUCACUAUCAGCACCACCGGACGGACCCAUGAGCCAGGGCAGGAUCGCUAUUCUCUCAUAAACAAGGUGCAGCUUUGACCGAUAUGGCCGUGUCAUUGCGCUGCCACAGGACAGUCCUAUUGGCUGUGGCCUUCUGUUUCCUGCCAUGCAUCACGUCCUCACUCAACCUGGAGGAUCCCAACGUCUGCAGCCACUGGGAGAGUUACUCUGUGACAGUGCAAGAGUCAUACGCCCAUCCGUUUGAUCAGAUUUACUACACCAGCUGUACCGACAUCCUCAACUGGUUCAAGUGUACCAGACACAGGGUGAGCUAUCGGACAGCAUACCGUAGAGGAGAGAAGACCAUGUACCGGAGAAAGUCCCAGUGCUGCCCAGGCUUCUACGAGAACGGAGAGAUCUGUGCUCCUCAUUGUGCAGAGAGCUGCGUUCACGGCCAUUGCAUGGCCCCCAACACCUGCCAGUGUGAGCCGGGCUGGGGGGGAUCCAACUGCUCCAGUGCUUGUGACAGUAACCACUGGGGUUCCCACUGCAGUAACAGAUGUCAGUGCCAGAACGGAGCGCUGUGUAACCCCAUCACUGGAGCCUGUAUCUGCACUCCUGGAUACAGAGGCUGGCGCUGUGAGGCCCAGUGUGAGGUGGGCACCUAUGGUAACGGAUGCCAACAGAAAUGCCAGUGCCAGAAUGGAGCCACCUGUCACCAUGUCACCGGAGAAUGCAAGUGCUCACCGGGAUACACUGGAGCUUUCUGUGAAGACCUGUGUCCUCCAGGGAAACAUGGGCAGCAGUGUGAGGAGAGAUGUCCAUGUCAGAAUGGAGGAGUGUGUCACCAUGUAACUGGAGAGUGCUCCUGUCCUGCAGGAUGGAUGGGUACAGUGUGUGGCCAGCCAUGUCCAGAGGGGAGAUUUGGACAGAACUGUUCCCAGGAAUGUCAGUGUCACAACAAUGGCUUCUGUAUGUCAUCCACCGGGCAGUGUCUCUGCAGCCCCGGAUACAUCGGAGAACGGUGCCAGGACGAGUGUCCGGUUGGUACUUAUGGUGCUGGCUGUGCAAAGACGUGUCGCUGUAAGAACAACAGUAAGUGCUACCACACCAACGGAAUGUGUCUGUGUGAGCCAGGAUACACAGGGGAGACAUGUGACAUCCGGCUGUGUCCUGAAGGCAACUACGGCCUACGAUGUGACAGGAAGUGUCCGUGCUAUGCCCAGAACACACGCAGCUGCCACCCUAUGUCAGGAGAGUGUACAUGUCAGCCUGGUUGGUCAGGCCUCUACUGCAAUGAGACAUGCACUCCUGGAUUUUAUGGCGAGUCCUGCCAGCAGGUGUGCCAAUGCCAGAACGGUGCCGACUGCCACAGUGUGAGUGGAGAGUGUAUCUGUGCCCCAGGCUUCACGGGUCCCAACUGUUCCGUCCCCUGCCCAGCAGGAUCACACGGAGCCAACUGCUCCUCCAGCUGCAGCUGUAAGAACAGAGCUCAGUGCUCACCUGUGGAUGGAUCCUGUUCCUGUAAACCAGGGUGGCACGGGGUAGACUGCUCCAUCAACUGUCCCAGUGGUACCUGGGGUCUGGGAUGUAACCUCACCUGUAUGUGUGGUAAUGGAGGAGCGUGUAACGCAUUGGAUGGUCAGUGUACCUGUGCUCCAGGCUGGAGAGGAGACAGGUGUGAACUCCACUGCCAGGAUGGUAUGUAUGGUCUGGACUGUAAGGAGCGCUGUGACUGCAGUCACGCUGAUGGGUGUCACCAUUCUACUGGUCACUGCCGUUGUCUGGCUGGAUGGACUGGUAUCCACUGUGACAGUGUCUGUGCAGAGGGCCGCUGGGGCCCGAACUGCUCCCUCCCCUGCAACUGUAAGAACGGAGCGUCCUGCUCUCCAGACGAAGGUACCUGUGAGUGUGCUCCAGGAUACAGAGGCACCACCUGCCAGAGGAUCUGCUCUCCAGGUUACUUCGGUCACCGCUGCAGUCAGACCUGCCCGCAUUGUGUUCACAGUAAUGGACCCUGUCACCAUGUCACGGGACAGUGCGACUGUCUGCCGGGCUUCAAAGGGGCACUGUGCAAUGAGGUGUGUCCCAGGGGUCGCUUUGGGAAGAACUGCGCCUGGAGCUGCAGCUGCACCAACAACGGCACCUGCAACCCCAUCGACGGCUCCUGCCAGUGUUAUCCAGGAUGGAUCGGGAGUGACUGCUCCCAGCCUUGUCCACGUGGUCAGUGGGGACCCAACUGCAUCCACACAUGUAACUGUCACAACGGAGCCUAUUGCAGUGCUUACGAUGGAGAAUGCAAGUGCACCCCAGGGUGGACCGGCCUCUACUGUACACAACGUUGUCCAUUAGGUUUCUAUGGGAAGGACUGUUCUCAGACCUGCCAGUGUAGGAACGGAGCAGACUGUGACCACAUCUCUGGACAGUGUACCUGUCGCACUGGCUUCAUGGGACUACACUGUGAACAAAAGUGUCCUCCUGGUUCGUAUGGUUAUGGCUGCCGUCAGGUGUGUGACUGUCUAAAUAACUCCACAUGUGAUCACAUGACUGGUACAUGUUACUGCAACCCAGGCUGGAAAGGGGCUCGCUGUGACCAAGCCGGUGCAGUGGUGGUGGGCAGCCUCAACAGUCUGACCAGUGCAGCCAUGCAGGUGGACACAUAUCAGAUUGGAGCCAUCGCGGGAAUCAUCGUCCUGGUGCUGCUGGUGCUCUUUCUCCUCCUCCUCUUUAUUAUCUACAGGAAAAAGCAGAAAGGCAAAGAGCCCACCAUGCCGGCUGUGACCUACACUCCUGCUCUGAGGGUCACUGCUGAUUACACCAUCGCAGAUGCUCAUCCACCAACAUGUGAGGGUCACCCCAGCAACUACUUCUCCAACCCCAGCUACCAUACUCUGACCCAGUGCACCAGCCCCCCACAUGUUAACAAUGGUCCAUAUGGAAAGGCCAAGAGCAACCAGCUGUUUGUCAACUUGAAGAAUGUGGAUCAGAGGAAGAGGGCUCCUCUAGCUGAAAACACUGGCACACUACCUGCAGACUGGAAACAAGGGGACUGCUUCAAUGAACUAGGAGCUUAUGGAGUUGACAGAAGAUACAUGGGGAAAUCUUUACGUGAUCUGGUGAAGGGCACACUCUAUCACGCCAGCUCCUGUUCCCUCAACAGUUCUGAAAAUCCAUAUGCUACGAUAAAGGACCCCCCCCUGCUCACAGCCAAAAACACUGAGUGUGGCUACGUGGAAAUGAAAUCACCGGCAAGACGGGAUUCACCGUACGCUGAGAUCAGUAACAGUAGCCCGACCACUAACCGGAAUGUCUAUGAAGUUGAGCCAACCGUGAGCACCAUCCAGCCGACUGAACACAGCAAUGGCCACGUUCAGUUUGGUCAGGAUCCAUACGAUCUACCAAAAAACAGCCACAUCCCCUGUCACUACGACCUCCUGCCAGCCAGAGAGAGUCUGUCCUCAGACCACAAGGAGCUGGACAGUGAAUGAUGGCACAGAGACCAAGUACUCCAGCUUGCAGCUCCAGCAUUGGAUGUUCCACAAACAGGCACACUUUAUACCCACAAAAUACUUUCACUCGUUUUCUUGCUGUUAUACUUUGACUUAUCAUAUGUAUCACGACUUCUUUUUUAACAAAGUGGGUAUAUGAGACUUUGGAGGUUAGUGUUGAGGUACAGCUGUUCUUUUUUUUACAACAAUUUGUAAACUGCGAUGAAGUCUUCAAAAGUCAUUCCACAUGUUUGGGAGAUAAGGCCUAAGUAUGCUUCGAAUGAAGCAGUUCGUACAAAGUGUCUCACCACUGCUAAUGGCAAAAGUGUUUCUACCUGUCCCCAUAUGGCCACACUCGAAGGCAGCCUGAAAAGCCUCCUGUCAUAGCCUCCUUCUGACUGCCUCCCAGAUCUCUGUCCAAGAACUCUGCGUCUUUUGCCUGUCUUGUAGUCUUAAUGCGACAAAUCGCCAAUCGCUGCAUAAAGGUGGCCGAGAUUCCUGUAUUGUCUGAUUUGGAAAGAUACAAAAAUCAUCGGACGCAGCCCUGUCAGGAUGGUGGUUUCAGCUGCUGUUAAAUUAUCUGAGUACUUUGUUUCAAGCAUACAGAAGCCUUUAUGAUGUUAGCAUAUAACAUUCAAUACCAAUCAAAUCUAUUUUUGUAACAACAGUAGUAGAAAAUGGCUAAUUUGAUGGAAUAUUAGCAAUUAUAUCAAAGAUUAGAUGUUUCAGAGUAGUAGAAUCUAGCUGCUGACAGUGUUUUUGAUGUUUGCACAUCACAAUGACAUCAAUUGCAGUCAGUCCGUGCUGGAUUAGUAUUUGAGUUAACCAAAGGUAUCAGUUCCAUUUAAAGACUAUUUUUAUCAGUGUAGCUUAAAUUGUUAAAUCCAAGAGGUUCCUAGCUGAGCCCCUUCUCAUUGUAUCAAUAUUCCAUAUUCCAUUUUUGAUUUCGCACUAACUUUAGAUCAUUUCCUUUUCAAUUAAUCAGCACACCCGGCAGAAUAAUAGAAGACAGUUAAAACCAUAAUUCAUAAAUAUCCUAAUUCAUCAUGAUCAUUUGCACCAUUUACAAAAGGUCUUCUAAGCUGGAUGUUCUUCCAUAGAGUUGCACUUGAUGAUUACUAAAUCCAUCUUGCUCAGCCGUUGCAGUUAAUUUUCAGUUAUCAACAAAGGUGUGUGUAGUAUUUGAUCAGGACAGUGGAACCAGUGCUGGAUUUGUAACCGAGCAACUGCCCCAGGGGCCCCAUGUUUAUUGUGAGCCCGUUUCCUACCUUGUAUUAACAUGUAAUCUGUAUUUGGAUAUCUCAUCUGGACCAGAUAGAACACCUUAGUGGAAGGGUAAAUGCAAGCAGAACACAUCACAGUCUGAAUGCUUUUGGAUCGGCCUGAACUCAUCUGGAGGGCUAACUAGUGCUGUGAUAAGAUCUUAGCCAGCAAGUUAAACAUCGCUUCAGGAGACUCUCGAGGGACCACUACAAUGAAAAAUAAGAUGAGAAGCACUUGGCUGACCUUUAUACAGUAUAAGUAACAUUAGCAUAGUUAGUUAGUAAGCCUGCAGAUGUCUUCAUCUGUCACAGGACCCUUGCCUUGUAUGUAGCGGUCCUUCAUAAAGUAUUCCUCAUCAUUUCUCUUGGACGGAGUUGUUGUUUGUUGACAGCCUACUGAAUUUUCAUAUCGAGAUCCAAUCUCGAUGUGGGCAGAAUCAAGAUAACAAACUUUAUAAAAGCUUGUCAUUGCUGAAGCUAUCCCUUUAUUCUGACAGUAGUACAUGAGACAGAUAAUCUGUGAAAAAAUCUUGUUUCUCUGGCUUGAUUGUUGAGUCUCAUUCCCAGGGAGUCAAGUACCGACACUUUGGGUUGGCCACUUGAAGCUUUGGGACCGAAAGUGUUGGGAAUGGCAUUCUGCAAAUACUAUUAAGAGCACUAGGAGGAGCCAGAGGAACCUGAUUUUUUCACAGAUUAACUGUCUCGUGUUCUACUGUCGGGAUAUAGUGAAGGUUUCAGCAAAUAUGACAAAAAGUAAUUUUCAUAAAAGUGACCUACUGCAGCUUUAAAUGCAUUCUUUUAUUUGAUUGUUUACUCAUUGUGUCGAUAUACUGAAUAACUUUUUGUUAUGCAUGAAUGGAGUGUUAUUAAAAACAUUAUUUAAAGCUCUGUGUGAAAGAAUACAGACCAGUAGAUGGCAAAUGUAGGAAUCCGACCAAUGAGUACUGUAGAUCAGCCCAGUAUUGUUCAGGAAACCCUUUUCCACUGCAGGAACCCAUAAUCUGGUAAACUGUUAAGAACUUUGAAAGUCUUUGGUACACAGUUCUUUCUUUUGUUUCCACUGCAUUUUACAAACAGGACGUUUAAUAUAUAUAUAGAGCAUAAACAAUGCAAAAGCAGGAUAUGCAUACCCACCAUAUUUAACAGACUUUGAUCUAUACACAGACAGCAUGGAAGAAGUUUAACUAAUUUUAUUGAUUUUCUUUCUUAUUUAUGAAGAUAUUUAUUUCUGACUGGGAAUCCAUGGCACUGCUGGCACAAGUAGGGAUGGGAUGAUAUAAGAUAUUAUUGUAUAUAAUGAUUAAAAAAAAAUCUUGUUUCUUAACAAUAAAGUGGUGUGUGUUUUAGUGCCAUUUAAGAGUAUUAAGUAUAUUUUGAUUAUUAUCGGGAUAAUAUCGUGAAUUGCAAUUAUUCUGACCAGGAUAAUAUGACAUGAAAUUUUCAUAUCGUCCCAUCCCACACACAAGCCAGUCAAUGGCCCAAAAUACUGCCCAGUUCAUUUAACUUUUUUAACUUUUCUUUUCAUGUGCACAUGUAAUCUUUUUUGGCUCUGUAUGUGUGGUCCACCUCUUAGUUUCAAACCGCUGACUCCAGCUCCUUCUACAUUGCCUCAUUUACCGAAAUACUAAUGACAGCCUAGACAUGCUGGUGACGUGCUAAUGAAGUGUCCUCUGCUGUUCUUCUUUUUGGUUGUCCAGCUCCAUCCAGUAGUAAUCCAGUGUAUCGACAUGUGUGCUUGACCAAUCAUGAUUGACAGCACUGCCGAUAACCCCUGAAAGCACUUGAACCUUACAUUUAGUGUCGUCUCCUAAGCAGCACCCAAAUGUAGUUCUACAAACAACAAACAGUGGAAAUAGAAGCAGAACCUGUGACAAUGGCUGCACUAUAUGUUACGUUAAAUUAUGUUUCUGCAGUUGAAAGGGGAUAAUAAACAUUUUCCCUGCACCUCCAGCUCCCCACUUCUGGCAACCCCUGAAAGUACCUAGAACUUCCUGUUAGUAUCACCUCCUAAACAGAGCCCAGAUUUAGUUCCAGGAAUUUGUCCCCAAAGAAGUUCCUGCGGUGGUAAGGAUCAUAUCUAUGUGGAAGCCCAUCCACCUAUGUAAUGAUUUUUGAGAUAAUAAAUCAAAAUAUUCAAAGAUUCUAAUUAUUUUGAGAUACUAUGUCAAAAUAUUGAGAAAGUUUCUCAUUAUUUUAUGAUACUAAUCAUUAUUUAGAUAAUGUUUCUCAUAAUUUGAGAUACUAAGUCAUUAUUUUCGGAAAGUUUCUCAUUAUAGUGACGAACAGGAUCCUUUUUUUCAACACAUUGGCAAAAAUGGGAUACCAUAUGUUUCUUUCUACAAUUAUACAAUUACAUCUUCAUCUUGUCUGAUAGUACCACUUCAGGAAACAUCCUUAUAUCACCACAUAAAUCCAGUUUUCUGUACAAUAAGACCUAACCCAGUUGCUGAUCUUUAUUACUGUGCAGUUUAAAGGGCUGAACAUAUCUAAUAAAAUGCAAGCUUAAGCUGGACUUUGGCUUUUUGAAAGGUUAACUGUAACAGUAACAGUUCACAUUAUUCAUCUGUAAUUGUCAUUGUCAUGUAUCACAGAAAAUUGUUCAGAACAACAUUUGCUUUUGAAUGAUUGUAUUUUUUUCUUUUUGUCUUUCCUGUAUUCUGAAUGGCCUAAAAUAGCAGUCUUAAGCUAUUCUGAGCCUAUUUGAAAUGUUUGUAAAAUAAUGUAUAUAGUUUGAUCAGUUCUGAUGUAAAAUAAUAAUCCAUUCACCCAUGGAAAUUGAAAACCGGAACAAAUGUGGCAUUUGGUUGAACUGAAGGAUUAUGAAAAGCGGGAGUCUUUUACAGAUACUGCCUUUAUUUUGUAGUCUUUUUCCCCUUUCUGUGUAUUCAAAGGGUGACUUGAGAUGUUUGAUCUGACAGGAAUGCUAGAGCUGAAGAAGUUUAACAAAUACAUCAAAUUCAUCUUUUCAAAUCCAUCUUAACUGGUUCUUUAAUCCUCCAGUUGAAAGAAGAAUCACUUACACACAAACUGCACAUUUGUUCCCCAAUAAGGUGACAAUGAUUUAGCCACUACCAUCAUGGGAUUCUAUCUAUUACGCUUUUUGGGGUUUUGUUUUUCAUUAUAGUGCCGUUUGUUCAAAAGUUUUGGAAUAAAAUGACAUAAUAUGAUGAAA